Linum tenue is the source of this 1197-nucleotide messenger RNA. The record is from the annotation of a GenBank genome assembly. Lineage: Eukaryota; Viridiplantae; Streptophyta; Magnoliopsida; Malpighiales; Linaceae.
CUUAAUAAAGUUUCUUCCAACACGUAUGGAUCUCCUUUAUGAAUCGCCCCACCGGCCUCUUCACAGAACCAGAAAGAAAGAGAGAAAGAAACUGCGCCAAGCGGCAAGCUCUCACUAGCUACCUCUCUGGUUCCAACGAUGGCGUCGCUUCUCUCCACUGCCCACUCUUCCCUCUUCUUCACCGCCUCCAAAACCCCUAAUUCCACUUCCCCAGUUCACCAUCCCUCCUUCCCCAAAACCCUCAAACAAUCCUUCGCUUCUCCUCCGCUUCAAUCCGCUUCCAGAUUCCCCUCCAUUCUCCGGCGGGCCUCCGGCGAAGAAUCGGAGUCGGAGAGGGUUACCGACGAAUGGGGCGAGAAGCCGGAGCCGAAGCCGGAGUACCCGAAGGCUGCCGCGGUGGAUCCUCCCGUGAAUGAGGAUGAGUGGGAGGAGGAGGGAUACUCCGCCGCUGCGGUGGGCAACGGGAGCACUGCUCCGUCGGUGGCUGAUGGGAAGAAGAAGGUGGGCGACGGUAACGAGGAGCUGAAGAGGAGCUUGGUGGACACGGUGUACGGUACGGGUUUGGGGUUCCGGGCGGGUUCGGAGCUCCGGGCCGAGGUGUCGGAGCUGGUGAGCCAGUUGGAGGCUGUGAAUCCCACUUCGGCGCCGGUUGACACGGCUUCGCUGCUCGACGGCAACUGGGUUUUGUUGUAUACUGCAACUUCCGAGCUCUUGCCCCUUCUGGCUGCUGGUUCAACUCCUUUGCUAAAGGUGAAGAGGAUAGCUCAGUUGAUCAACUCCAGCAAUUACACCAUUGUCAACUCAACCACAUUGUCGAGCCCUUUUGCUGAAUUUACAUUCAGCGCAACCGCAAACUUCGAAGCCCGAAGUCCUUCAAGAAUACAGGUUGAAUUCAAGGAAGGAACUCUGCAGCCUCCGGAUGUAAAAACCAGCUUUGAUCUUCCAUCCGAAAUCGCUCUAUUCGGGCAGAAGAUCAGCUUGGCCACAGUGCGUCAAUCUCUGAGUCCUCUGCAAGACACGGUGGCUACCAUCUCGAGAGCCAUAUCCGGCCAGUCCCCACUCAAGGUCCCCAUUCCAGGCAGCCGAACCAGGUCCUGGCUACUGACCACCUACCUCGACGAGGAUCUCCGGAUUUCAAGAGGUGACGGCGGCCUUUUCGUACUUGCCAAGGAAGGAAGCCCUCUCUUGAAUCUGUAA